GAGGACCGUGGCCCAGGGUGGGGGUUUGGGGAGGCAGGGGACAGCCGUGGACUUCCUGGGCUGGGCUUCCGGUGGCACUGGACAGUGGACUCUGACCUGGGACACUGCUGCCCUUGGCCUCCCCACACUGCCACUGUCACCAUGCUGCCCCCUGGGACCCCACUGCUCUUGACCCUGCUGCUGGUGGCCAACUCACUGGGCCAGAGGAUUCGGCCCCGCCGGCCCCCAACCCUUGUCAGCACCAUCCAACCCAAGGCCAGGUUCAGUGCCCAGCAGUUUUCAGGGACAUGGCUCCUCGUGGGUGUGGGCUCUGCCUGCCGCUCUCUACAGGAGCAGGGUCACCAGGCUGAGGCCACCACACUGCACGUGGCUCCCCAGGGUGCAGCCAUGCUCAUCAGCACCUCCCGCAAGCUGGAUGGGGUCUGUUGGCAGGUGCGGCAGCUUUACAGAGACACAGGGGUCCCCGGCCGCUUCCUGCUCCAAGCCCGAGGUGCCCGGGGCCCUGUGCACGUGGUGGUCGCUGCGACGGACUACCAGGGCUUCGCCAUUCUGUACCUGGAGCGGGCAAGGCAGCUGUCUGUGAAGCUGUACGCCCGCUCGCUGCCUGUGAGUGGCUCUGUCCUGAGUGUGUUCGAGCAGCAGGUCAAGGGAGCCAACCUGACUGAAGACCAGAUCUUAUACUUCCCCAAGUAUGGUUUCUGCGCGGCUGCCGACGAGUUCCAUAUCCUAGAUGAAGUGAGGAGGUGAGGCCUGUGAGACCCUCGAUGGUGGACCUGCUGCCCUCCUCGGCACCCAGAGCAGUGCAGCCACAUAGGGCCCUGCGCAUCUGCCCCUGGAAGCCGCCUCCACCUGGGAACUCAUUAAACAUCACACUGGACCCCUGACUCCUUUUGGUGCCUGCUAGCACUAGGGGGGAAGGUGGCUUGUUCCCCUGGCCAUUUGAGAACUGCCCCCUCCAGGGAGUGGGGCUGGAAACAUCUUCCUAGAAGCACCUGGGCCCUGACUUCCCCUGGGCCUCAGUUUCCCCCUGCUGUGAAGCCCGGCUCUGCAGGGGCUGUGCUUCCCUUACCCCAUGCUAGCCUCUGGGCUGCCCGUCUCCAACAGCCUACUGGGCCCCAGGGCCCUGCCCAGGUGCACUUACCUGAGGAGAACACAGCUCCUGCCCGGAGGUCUUGGCCUCAUAUCCCUGACCCCCUCCCGGAAGCUGAAGAGCCAGAGGCCUAGGGGCCCCUGUGGCCUGCGGCAGGACAGCCCUGUCAGAGAUGGGCAGAGGGGUACCUUCACCAUCACGGGACAUGGUGCCUGGCUGAGCUGAGCCGUUGUCCCUCUUAGGAAGAUGUGAGGCCUGAUGUCCUGUACUCUGUGAGCCAGGGACUCCUGGGAGCAGGACUGGCCACAGGGUGCCCCUUGCCAGGGAGAUUCUGGGGGGAGGGAAAACAGUUGAAGCAGAGAGGUGGAGGUCUCUGGGGGUGAGCUAAGGUGGGCCUGGGACUCUGGACACAGGAGGAACCCCUGACGGGCCGGGCAGCCCCCAGAGCUCACACCCAGAGUCCAACCAGGUCACAGGCAGGGUGGUGGGUGGGGCAGGACCUUGGAGCUGGGUCCCUUGCUCAGCAUGUCCUCCCUUCUAGUGUCCGCCUUGCCUCGGGCUGUGGGGGGACCCAGGGUGCUCAGUGAGCUUUGGGCCACAGAGAACGGGAACAGCAUUGGGGGUCUGGAGCAGCCUUGCCUGCGGCCCAGCCCAGGGAGCACAGAAGGCCUCAGGCUGGGUGGGGGCUACAAGGAAGAGCAGCCCUCCCACAGCUCCACAUCCUGCGGGUCCCCUUGCAACCCCCAGUGGCCCUGUGCAGCUGGACUCGGGAGGGUGGAUAAGUGGGGCUGGAGGGAGUAGGAGGCAGGGCCAGAGGGACAGGGCCACAGAGGACUGCCCCCAGCUCCAUGUCCCAGAGGCCCAAAAAAUAGGGACCCCAAGGGCAACCAUGUCACACGGGGCCCUGAAGAAAGACCCUGAGGGCUCCGGGCCCCAAGGAGCCUCCUCCAGCCUGGCAGUGUCCCCAGACAGGAGCUGCGGCUCCCGAGUGAGCCUGCUAGUCUUUCUGUUCUGGGGAGGCGCCGAGGCCCUCUGAGAGCGCCAGUGGCCUGGACCUGCGAAUCUGCCAUGGGUCUGGGGGCAGUUGACCAAGGCGACUUGGUUCCUUGCAGGGGACUAGAAGAUGCAGCGACUAGAAUCGACACACAUUUCAUUUUCAUAAAUUCAUGAUUUCAUAAAAUUAACAAGCUCCAAUUAAAUGUUCAAGCAUUAGGUU
Messenger RNA from Sciurus carolinensis (gray squirrel), 2306 nucleotides. RefSeq names its product complement C8 gamma chain (gene C8g). The coding region runs from base 142 to 747 and encodes 201 amino acids. NCBI's taxonomy places the organism in Eukaryota, Metazoa, Chordata, Mammalia, Rodentia, Sciuridae. The record is from RefSeq and is a predicted model, not a curated record. The transcript is spliced from 7 exons. Gene Ontology annotation, biological process: complement activation. Gene Ontology annotation, cellular component: membrane attack complex.